GGGCUCGUUCCUCGCUGUGUUUCUCCCUUUCUCACCCCACAUUUCAGCACAGGGCUAUGCUGGAGGCAACCCCUGCAGCAUCCCCGGGGCUGGCAUGGAAACGAGUGAGCGCAGGUUUGGGGUCAGCAUCCCUGGUAGUCGCUCGGGUCAGGGGGCUUAGGGCAGCGGGGGACAGCGGCUCUGGGGUCCUCCAAAGAGAUGUGGGUGCCGGGGGGAGGUCAAGGGGACACGUGCUGCAAAGGGAUGGAGGUACCGGUGCGUCAUGGAGGUCAUGGGGUGAGGAUGGCAGCGCUGGGGGCGGUGAGAAGGGGACAGGGGACGCAGCCGGUGCCAAAGCGCCGCCGGGCCGUCCGCAGCUCCCGGUCCCCGGGUCCGCCCCGGGGGCGGGGGCAGCUCAAAGCCCUCCCGUCCCCAAUAAAACCCGGGGAGGCGGCGCCGGGAGGAGCAGAGCCCGGCGGCACCGGCACCGGUAACGGCAGCGGCGGGCGGGGACGGGGAAACAUCCAGAGACCCGCGGGCAAGGUGUGGGGCUGGGGUGCAGGGUUUGGGUUGGGGUGCAGGCUUAGGGUUAAGGUUAGGGUUCAGGGUUAGGAUUAGGGUUAGGUUAGGGCGCAGGUAGCCCGGCAGCACCAUGCCCAUCGGGACCCCCGUCCCCCAGAUCUCCUCUGCCCCAUCCUCCCGCCCCACCUGUCCCUCCGGGGGAUGCUGAGUGCCACCAGCCGGUCCCUGUGGCUGGACCACCAUCCCUCGCCAUGCAGAGCCCCGCGGGCGGCUACUCGGUGCAGGCUGCCGCCGCCAUCGCCGCUGCCAUCACCUUCCUGGUGCUGUUCACCAUCGCGGGCAACACUCUGGUGAUCCUGGCCGUGCUGACCAGCCGCUCGCUGCGGGCGCCCCAGAACCUCUUCCUGGUGUCUCUGGCGGCCGCCGACAUCCUGGUGGCCGUCCUCAUCAUCCCCUUCUCGUUGGCCAACGAGCUGCUGGGCUACUGGUACUUCCAGAAGGCGUGGUGCGAGAUCUACCUGGCGCUGGACGUGCUCUUCUGCACCUCCUCCAUCGUCCACCUCUGCGCCAUCAGCCUGGACCGCUACUGGUCCGUCAGCCGUGCCGUGGAGUACAAUGCCAAGCGCACGCCGCGCCGCGUCAAGUGCGGCAUCGGCAUCGUCUGGAGCAUUGCCGCCGCCAUCUCGCUGCCGCCGCUGGUCUACAAGGGCGAGAAGAAGGCGGCUCCGGGCGGGCGGCCGCAGUGCAAGCUGAACGAGGAGGCCUGGUACAUCCUCUCCUCCAGCGUCGGCUCCUUCUUCGCGCCGUGCCUCAUCAUGAUCCUCGUCUACCUGCGCAUCUACCUGAUCGCCCGGCGCCGGCACCGCCGCCAGCCCCACGCCGCCCCCGGCCCCCCCAGAACCGCACCCGCCGCCCACGGGGACGCCCCGGGCCCCCAUUCCCUGCCCGCAGACAGGACGUCGCUGCUGGGCUCCGGUGAGCCGGUGGCAGUGCCCGGAGGGUCCCCGCAGCCAUCGGGGCGGCCCAGGGACACCGUGGCCACGGGGACGGGGCGUGUGGUGCUGGCGCCGGCGCUGAGCCCAGCUCCGUGGCGGAGGAAGGCGCAGGCGAGCCGGGAGAAGCGCUUCACCUUCGUGUUGGCCGUGGUCAUCGGAGUCUUCGUUCUCUGCUGGUUCCCCUUCUUCUUCCUCUACAGCCUGGGCGCCGUCUGCCCGCGGCGCUGCAAAGUGCCCGACGGCGUCUUCCAGUUCUUCUUCUGGAUCGGGUACUGCAACAGCUCGCUUAACCCCGUCAUCUACACCGCCUUCAACCGCGACUUCCGCAGGGCCUUCCGCCGCAUCCUGUGCCGCCGCAGCGCCCACACGGCGUGGUGAGGGGCUCAGCCCCUCCUGCUGCCCGCUGCUCCUUUUCCCCUUUUCCAUCCCUUUCUCCCUUCCCACUCCCCCCCCAUUUCUCCUUCCCUUGUCCACCGCCCUGCAGGUUUGGGGCACGCAGCCCCAUGUGUUCCCAUCCCACCAACAGUGAUGCGCAGGGGCUGCGUUUCUCCCCACCUCACGCGCUGUGCCCCCCAAGAAAUCAGGGGCAAUUUUCCCCUUCUCCCCAUCUUCCCCACAUCCCGGCGGCUGCCGCCUUUUAACAAUAAAAGGUAUUUUGUAGUCGGA
Messenger RNA from Phasianus colchicus (ring-necked pheasant), 2162 nucleotides. It is a transcript of the gene ADRA2B, whose product is annotated as adrenoceptor alpha 2B. Gene Ontology annotation, biological process: G protein-coupled receptor signaling pathway; regulation of smooth muscle contraction; regulation of vasoconstriction. Gene Ontology annotation, cellular component: plasma membrane. Gene Ontology annotation, molecular function: alpha2-adrenergic receptor activity; epinephrine binding. The record is from RefSeq and is a predicted model, not a curated record. Lineage: Eukaryota; Metazoa; Chordata; Aves; Galliformes; Phasianidae.